Molecule: messenger RNA, 2220 nt
Organism: Fusarium oxysporum Fo47
Lineage: Eukaryota; Fungi; Ascomycota; Sordariomycetes; Hypocreales; Nectriaceae
Exons: 9
Coding region: 1-2220 (739 amino acids)
Source: RefSeq, a predicted model, not a curated record
AUGUUCCCCUCUACCAAGUCUCUCGCAGCUAUCGCAGUUAUCUCCGCUACGUUUGCGCGAGUCACUGAAGCCCAGUGCGUCGCGGCCCGCACAUAUCUUCACAACAGACCUUUCAUUGACGAUGUUAUCACUAUGGAGCUCUGGCACUCAGGUCGUAAAGUCUGUUCUGAGCGCGCAUCAGCUUUUUUCGCCGAUAAUGAAGACUUCUACCAAUGGGAUUGCCCUGACCUUGAUGAGCCUCGAGUCAGCUGGCGAGUCAAGACUUGGGAGAAUGGGCAGCAGCUUGAAAUCUCCACUAUGAUUGGGGAACAGGAACUGAAAGCGUACGACAUCGAGAAUAAGGACACAGACUACAAUGACUGGUGCGAUGCGUGGACUGACAAUGGAUGCAAGGCGAGGGCAUCAUCUUACGAGAGCUGUCAUUGGAUUUCUAGUGUCUGUACCAAUGAUAUGACAUACUGCACACUUUGUGGAGUACCUUUCACCAGGAGCCUCAACGACGCCUGGAUUGAGAACGUCCGGGCAGUUUGGAUUGAGGGUACAAGCUGGAAUCGCACGGCCGUCUCUGGCGUUGGACGAUGGGGAGAAUACGAUGAUGACCCUUGUGUGCCUGUCCCAACAGGUCGCCAAACUCGCUACGACAGCCACUCUGGCCCGGGCCCUAACAUAGAGGUGGGCUUGGCGCCAGGCAAUCCAACAGUGUACCUGAAUCCCGACGCAGCCGAUGAACCUUGGGGUUAUGGCUUCCAUGAGUCGUGCUGCUGUUUCCGAUCACUGGAAGCUAUACCUCAGACGUUUCGAUCUGACCCGUACCACGUUCCUGGGCUUGUCAAUGCCAUCAAUGGAGCGGCACGCCUACAAAACGACGUCUUGAGUCACUUGGAACCAACGGUGCAAAGUCUCCAAAGUGACAACGUGCGCUCCCUACGACUUGCGUCUCCUGUCUUUGCAACCUUGGAGUUAUCCGAAAGGUUCUGGGCAUCGCGCUUCCAACCUGGUCACGAAUUUGAACAUUUGCCUGAAGUUCAUGACCGACCUCCUGAAUCUUGGAGGGACUUAUAUCUGUUUCUCAAGAUCUGGGCACGCGGGAUCCCAAGUAUGGCCAACCGCCAGCGGGUCUGGGGCCUUGCUAAGCGUCUCCAAGCCACCCUUACUCAACUUGACGGUGUUUCUUGCCAAGGAUCUGCUUUGGGCACGUGGUUCGAAACUACGCCUGAUGGCCCGGAUCAAAACAUGCCCGAAGCUGAAGCUUCAUGGCAUACAGCUUCACGUGCCGUUGCCAGCCCAGGAAAAAGCUUCUUCUACGGCUCUCGAGUCCUGAGGGCCCGCGCCCUAUACUUUCCAGAGCCUGUGAAACUCAGGCAGAUGUCCGUGUCAUUCGUUGAUACGGCCGCUGGAAGGUUCAUCUCUGGUUUCAAUAUGAUCGAUGAACAUGACAGAUCUCAUGCUUUAGGUUACCAGCAUGGGAAUGCUAUGUGGCGUAUUUCACUUCCCCUUGACGAGCCUAUUCAAGGAUGGGAACUCGCCAUGAACUUAUCCGGGAUCAAAGGAAUUGCUGCAGUUCAGAGCGACGGAAAACUUACUUCUUGGGCAGGCGAGUCAGCUGGACUUCCGAGGUGGCGAUUAAAAGAGGCCCAAGGAGUUUCUGCAGUCAAAGCUGAAUUCGACAACUGGCUGAACAACUGCCUAUGGUAUCCUGAAGUACCUAAGGAGGGAUUGCUAUUCAACGGAAGCAGAGGUGAUAAGCCACGACCCAAAUACAAUCUUCCAGUGAUCACCGUCUUCUUUGGUGAAUCAGAUGAUCGAUAUCUGUCGCAACUGUCGGAGAUUGUCGUAUGGGUCUUUGACAUUUGUCAUGUGGCUGGAGUCGAGUUCCGCUUUACAGAUAGUUCAUAUAACCGCCAACUUGGUUAUGUUGGCCUGUUUGACAAAAACUAUCCCGCUCGUAGGAACUGCUCCGACUCUUACGACAGCACUGUAUCUUUCUCUAUUGACGGCUCUUCUGGUGAGCGACUGUCUAGCAUCGAGGUACAGACAAAGGGGACAUAUGUAGUUGGGUUGAAGAUUCGAGGCAACCUAGACCGAAGUAUUCAAACGCCUGACUACCCUUACGGAACAGAUAAAGGCUGGGUUACUGUUCACGGAAAGGGAUCUCAAAUUAUUGGCAUGUUUGCUUCUCUUGCUCGACCCUUCUGGGAUCUUGGCCUCAUAUCUGUUUAA